UUGUUUGGGUAAAUGUUGAAAGUUGAAAAUGAGUGAAAUUGAGGGAGUAGUAGACCAAUAGGUAGGUAUACAAUACCCCACACAUGCGCAUGUGUUACCAAACCAAUUUCUUCAUAGCCAUCUUCCUCACCAACCCAACCAACAACCUCAUAAUUCCCCUCUUCCUUAUUUUUUUCUUCUUCUCCAAACAAAAAAAAACACGAAGCUUUCAACUAUAAAUUGACCCAUCACACAAAACCACAUCGUUCGUUCAUCUCUUCGUUAGAUCCAACUACCCAUUUCACCUGCAUCACCCCCUUCCGAUUAAGAAGAAAUGGCGCGCAAGAAGAUCAGAGAGUAUGAUUCCAAGAGAUUGUUGAAGGAACACUUUAAGAGACUUUCUGGCAAGGACUUACCGAUCAAGUCUGCACAAGUUACGGAGGCCACUGACUUCACCGAGUUGCAAGACAAGGAACCUUGGCUUUCUUCUUCUAAAUUGGUUGUGAAACCUGACAUGUUAUUUGGGAAGCGUGGUAAAAGUGGUUUGGUUGCUUUGAAUUUGGAUUUGGCACAGGUUGCUUCAUUUGUGAAAGAGCGUCUUGGUAAAGAGGUUGAAAUGGGUGGAUGCAAGGGACCGAUAACAACUUUUAUUGUUGAACCUUUCAUCCCGCAUAAUGAAGAGUUUUACCUUAACAUCGUCUCUGACAGACUUGGGAACAGCGUAAGCUUUUCAGAAUGUGGAGGAAUUGAUAUUGAAGAGAAUUGGGAUAAGGUUAAGACUGUAUUUGUUCCAACAGGAGUAUCUUUUACUUCAGAAAUUGUUGCUCCACUUGUUGCAACCCUUCCCUUGGAGAUCAAAGGAGAAAUCGAGGAAUUUCUCAAGGUGAUUUUCACUCUGUUUCAAGACCUGGAUUUCACUUUCUUGGAGAUGAAUCCUUUCACAUUGGUUGAUGGAAAGCCUUAUCCAUUGGAUAUGAGAGGCGAGCUAGACGACACUGCUGCUUUCAAGAAUUUCAAGAAGUGGGGUAACAUUGAAUUUCCACUGCCAUUUGGAAGGGUUUUGAGUGCCACCGAGUCUUUCAUUCAUGGAUUAGAUGAAAAGACAAGUGCAUCUCUAAAAUUCACUGUGCUGAACCCAAAGGGACGAAUUUGGACAAUGGUUGCUGGUGGAGGUGCUAGUGUCAUCUACGCUGACACAGUAGGAGAUCUUGGCUUUGCAAAUGAGCUUGGAAACUAUGCAGAAUAUAGUGGUGCGCCCAAUGAAGAGGAGGUUUUGCAGUAUGCCAGAGUUGUAAUUGAUUGUGCAACUGCAGAUCCUGAUGGCCAAAAAAGGGCUCUUGUUAUAGGAGGAGGCAUAGCUAACUUUACAGAUGUUGCUGCUACUUUUAGUGGCAUAAUCCGGGCACUAAAGGAGAAGGAAUCAAAGUUAAAGGCAGCAAGAAUGCACAUUUACGUAAGGAGAGGCGGUCCGAACUACCAAAAGGGUCUAGAGAAAAUGCGAGCACUUGGAGACGAAAUUGGCAUCCCAAUUGAGGUUUAUGGACCUGAAGCAACAAUGACUGGUAUAUGCAAAGAGGCAAUACAGUGCAUUACUGCUUCUGCUUAAGUAUCCAUUCAGGUCAAUGCUUCUUUAGUGUCCGUGUCAUUUACAAAUUUGAAGUGAACAUUGAUUUGUAAUUUCCUUCUCAUUCUCGGAAUUUGUACAUUUAGUUACACCGUCCAAAAAGAGUGGUUGGGAAUGUUGUCUCAGUUUUUUUCUUAUAGAAUUUUAUGGUACUGUCUUGAUACAAUAAAGAGUUUUUUCGUGUGA
Molecule: messenger RNA, 1789 nt
Organism: Trifolium pratense (red clover)
Lineage: Eukaryota; Viridiplantae; Streptophyta; Magnoliopsida; Fabales; Fabaceae
Product: ATP-citrate synthase alpha chain protein 1
Exons: 13
Coding region: 314-1585 (423 amino acids)
Biological process (GO): tricarboxylic acid cycle; succinyl-CoA metabolic process
Cellular component (GO): succinate-CoA ligase complex
Molecular function (GO): succinate-CoA ligase (ADP-forming) activity
Source: RefSeq, a predicted model, not a curated record